UCGUGUAUUUCCGGCGUGGUCCUUGCUAGCGUCUAGCUUAACGAUGAGCAGUCGAACCUGAGCGGUUGAGCCUUGCCCGCUUCGAAGAACGACUUGCGAAGGACGGAGAGCCCAUCGCUAUUGUCUCACAAAGAACAUUUCCGAGUUUUGAUUUGGUCUCUUUGGCUGCCACUGCCAGGAAAGCCUCGUCUCGUCGUCCAGCCAGACGGAGGGGAGUCGCGCGGCGAGGUGAGGCUUCCUUCCCCCGCCCUGAUCUGCGCGCGCGUCUGGAGGACGGCGAGCAUCAGGACCAGCAUCCGAGGGAGGCCUGGAGCAAAGGAGACGAGCCUCGAGGUGCUUGACGAGGAGCCCGAGGUGGGCCCGGAUUGCACUUAAAACCACAACCUGCAGGCUCGUUUAUCAGGAGCGUACGUGUUCGGAUGUGGACUAGGAUCAGGACCAGCAGGACUGCCGUUCAUUCAUCGUGCGAGUUUUGACAUCAUUGUCCCCCACAAGUCCCAGAAGAUUCCCUUCCUCACCUUGUCCCAUCUGUGAUUCCGAGGCCCCCCAUCACCCGUAUUUGGUGAGCCCCCCACCCCAUACCCCCCAACCAUGGAGACCACCAAGCUCCCCCCGUCCAGUCCGUCCUCACCCACCAGCAGCUUCUCGGUGCCGUCAGCGGAGAAAGUGGACGGCUUCGUGCGACGCUCCAUCCGCAGGGCGCGCCGAAGGAGGUCCCCUAGCUCGUCAAACUUCCGCUACCAGAGCUCCCUGGUGGAGCUUACGCCAUUGCCCCUUCUCAAAGACGCCCCCGCCGCUGAAUACCACGACCUCUUCAGCAAGAAGUUGCAGCAGUGCUGCGUGACCUUUGACUUCCUGGACUGCGUGGCCGACCUAAACGGGAAGGAGAUCAAGCGGGCGGCGCUCAACGAGCUGGUGGAGAACGUGGCCACCAGCAAAGGAGUCCUCAUCGAGCCACUGUACCCGGAGGCCAUUAAGAUGAUAUCCGACAAUAUCUUCCGCUGUCUCCCACCCUGCGAGAAUCCCGAGUUUGACCCGGAAGAGGACGACCCCCCGCAAGAGGCCUCCUGGCCACAUCUUCAGCUGGUGUACGAAUUCUUCUUGCGCUUCUUGGAAAGUCCUGAUUUCAAGCCCUCCGUGGCCAAGCGCUACGUGGACCAGAAAUUCGUAUUUCAGCUCCUGGAACUUUUUGAUAGCGAGGACCCCAGGGAGAGGGAGUACCUCAAGACCAUUUUACACCGCAUGUAUGGAAAACUUCUCGGCCUGCGAGCCUAUAUCCGCAAGCAGAUCAAUAACAUCUUCCUCAGGUUCAUUUAUGAGGCUGAGCAAUUUAACGGCGUCGCGGAGUUGUUGGAGAUCCUCGGCAGCAUCAUCAACGGCUUCGCUCAGCCCUUGAAGGCCGAACACAAGCAGUUCCUGGUUCGGGUUCUCAUCCCGCUGCACACGGCAAAGUCUUUGUCCGUCUUCCACGCGCCGCUGACCUACUGUAUUGUGCAGUUCAUUGAGAAAGACUCCACGUGCGCCGAACAUAUCAUCCGAGGAAUGCUAAAAUACUGGCCCAAGACGUGCACGCGGAAGGAGGUGAUGUUCUUGGGCGAGAUGGAGCAGAUCCUAGACGCCAUCGAGCCGUCUCAGUUCGUCCGAGUGCAGGAGCCGCUCUUCAAAAAGAUCGCCGCCUGCAUCGCCAGUCCUCACUUCCAGGUGGUGGAGCGAGCCUGUUAUUUUUGGAACAACGAAUACAUCCUGAGUCUGAUCGAGGAGAACUGUCAAGUUGUCCUCCCGCUGGUUUUCGCCAGCCUCUACACGUUCUCCAAGGAGCAAUGGAACCAGUCUCCCCCCAGACCCAUCGUGGCGCUCGUCUUCGACAUCCUGGAGACCUUCAUGAAAAUGAACGGCGAGCUGUUUGAACAGCUGGCGACUUCCUAUAAGGCGGAGAAACAAAAGGACGUCAAGCGGGAGAGGGAGCAGGCCGAGCUGUGGCGACGUCUGGAGGAACGGGCCGACCGCGAGCAUCACGACAAAGGGGACCAGCCGAGCCCCGCGCCAGGCGCAGACCGGCCCGAGGCCGGGGAGAGUGCCACCUAGGCGCCAAGUCAGGCGAUCUAAGAUCGAUAGAGGUACAAAGCCGAUCGAUAUUUUAUUUAUUUGUGUCACGGAAGUGGUAGCUUUUUUUUUUUCUUCCUGCUUUUACUUUUUUCAAAGAGUACACAAGGUCAAGAUUGUACCUUUUUUUUCCGGGACUGAGUUGCGCCGCUUAAUAAAUCAGAAAUGGAUCCGAAAACACGCAAGCGGACAAUUUUCGGGAUCGUCUCUGUCGACACGACACAAGAUUCAAGUUGGCUCAAUCAAACGUGUGUCAUGUACGCAAAUCAUCAACGCUUGUGUUUUCCAAAAAGCUGUCCACGCACUCGGAUUAAUUGUUUAUUUACAAGAGAUGAUGUAAAGUACAACAAAGUUCCUUCUCCUUGCUUGUUACUCUCCCACUAAUCUACUCCGUACGGCGGCGUGAAAAGAGGAUUCGCCCCCUUUUCACGGCGCCGUAUCUAAACGUCAUCAUUAUCGCUAGUACUAAUGACAAUGAGGAUGUUUUCUAUCUUUAUAUCAUUCGAUGUGCAUUCAUAACGUGUCUGUAGUGUGUGCUGAAAGAAACACGUGUAGCAGAUAACAGGAAUUGUGUGUGCAGAAAUUCCACACAACUGCCCUUUAGGGGAAAACAACUGGAUGCCAGUGGCUCUUUUCUUCUUUGUUGGUAGCGGAACGUUUUUUUUUUAUUUCAUCAAAACAAGUUGACCUCUGGCUUGAGCAACUGCACCUUAAGUGUGCUUUCGUCCAUCUUACUUUAGCAAUACUUUGGAUGUACCAUUUGAUCACUGUUCUUCCCGUUGUCUUAAACGGUACUUUUAUCUGUAUAUCAGUUAAAUGAUUUGAAUGAUAUAAUUAUUUUGUACUCAAUGAGCACCGUCAUUUGAAUGUGUGUGUGUGUGUGUGCGUGCGUGUGUGAGCUAGAGAGACAGGGUUUACAUUUGAAUGUAUAGUGAAACAAAAUUGAUUGUCUUUUUUGUUGUUUUAAUAAUCUACCUGUCAGCUAAAGCCUUGGUUAAAAUAUUUUAUUUUGUCACAGUGCAAAAAAAAAUAAAAUAAAAAAAAGAAGAAAAACAGCAAGAAAGCAGGGAGCAUUUGAUUGAUGCUGCUGAUCUCUCUCUCUCUCUCUCUCUCUCUCUCUCUCUC
Messenger RNA from Syngnathus typhle (broad-nosed pipefish), 3228 nucleotides. RefSeq names its product protein phosphatase 2, regulatory subunit B', beta (gene ppp2r5b). Gene Ontology annotation, molecular function: protein phosphatase activator activity. Gene Ontology annotation, biological process: signal transduction; protein dephosphorylation. Gene Ontology annotation, cellular component: cytosol; protein phosphatase type 2A complex; nucleus. NCBI's taxonomy places the organism in Eukaryota, Metazoa, Chordata, Actinopteri, Syngnathiformes, Syngnathidae. Bases 592 to 2085 code for a protein of 497 amino acids. The transcript has 12 exons. The record is from RefSeq and is a predicted model, not a curated record.